AUGUCUUUAAACUACAUCAAAAACUUCUAUGAAGGAUGCCUCAGGCCUCCUACGGUGAUAGGCCAGUUCCACACCUUGUUCUUCGGCUCGGUGCGGAUGUUCUUUCUGGGCGUUCUUGGCUUUGCCGUCUAUGGGAAUGAGGCGCUGCACUUCAGCUGCGACCCUGAUCGCCGAGAGCUCAACCUGUACUGCUACAACCAGUUCAGACCCAUAACACCUCAGGUCUUCUGGGCGUUACAACUGGUAACAGUGCUAGUUCCUGGGGCAGUGUUCCACCUCUACGCAGCCUGUAAGAACAUUGAUCAGGAGGAGAUCCUCGAACGACCCAUCUACACCGUCUUCUAUAUAAUUUCUGUUCUCCUACGCAUCAUUCUGGAAGUCAUCGCCUUCUGGCUACAAAGCCACCUCUUUGGCUUCCAGGUCCACCCACUGUACAUGUGUGAUGCCAGUGCUUUGGAAAAGGCCUUUAAUGUGACUAAGUGCAUGGUGCCCGAACACUUUGAAAAAACCAUCUUCCUCAGUGCCAUGUACACUUUCACUGUUAUCACCAUACUUCUCUGUAUUGCCGAGAUAUUUGAGAUACUGUGCCGGCGGCUUGGUUAUCUCAACAACCAAUGA
Seriola dumerili (greater amberjack) is the source of this 618-nucleotide messenger RNA. RefSeq names its product gap junction epsilon-1 protein-like (gene gje1a). The transcript has 4 exons. Gene Ontology annotation, biological process: cell communication. Gene Ontology annotation, cellular component: connexin complex. The coding region runs from base 1 to 618 and encodes 205 amino acids. NCBI's taxonomy places the organism in Eukaryota, Metazoa, Chordata, Actinopteri, Carangiformes, Carangidae. The record is from RefSeq and is a predicted model, not a curated record.